CGAUUGCGCUCGUCGUAUCACACUAUUUCGAGUGUGGCGGAUGCCGAAUCCGUAUCGGUGGGACAUGCGCGAUGGGCCUGCCGAGCGUGUUUGGUCGGCGGUGGCACGCCACGGCCGCCGCCAAGGGCGUCGCGUACGAAGAGAUGGUGGCUAAGGAGCUGCGGAAGCUUGGCUGCGACCUCGCGCCGACGGCCAUGUCGAUGGACGGAGGCAUCGACCACAUUGGUAUGUGGGCCUUCCCGGAUGCAUCUCGGAUCCGCAUCGUGACGCAGUGCAAGCACGAAGAGAAGCCGACGGGUGUGACGUACCUGCGCGAGUUUGAAGGCGUCUUGGGCAAGCAGCCGCCGAGUACGAUCGGCGUCUUUGCCAGCGCGUCCGGCUACAGCCUCUACGCCAAGCGGUUCUUUACGCAGAUGGCGCAGCCUGCGAUGCGGCUGACACUCAACGGCAGCGAUGGCCUCGUCGAGUUUGACAUGAACACGCCGGCGAGACGGCUCGUGCCCAAGCUCGUGCCCGGCUCCACCUUUCUCGACGGCUCCCACGUCCUCGUCUUGACGUACGACGGUCACGUCCUCGACGACGACGAUACAUAACUUGUUUCUCUGAUUCUCAAUAUGAAAUGUACCACGGGUUGAGCGUCGACCAGCUAAACUGGACCGACUUGGUAACGACAAACGAAAUGCCGGACGCGAGCGUGACGCUGAGUCCGAGCAGCUGGUCGGGCGAGAGUCGCUUGCCCCA
Messenger RNA from Saprolegnia diclina VS20, 741 nucleotides. RefSeq lists its product as hypothetical. The transcript has 3 exons. Gene Ontology annotation, cellular component: mitochondrion. NCBI's taxonomy places the organism in Eukaryota, Oomycota, Saprolegniomycetes, Saprolegniales, Saprolegniaceae. Gene Ontology annotation, biological process: DNA restriction-modification system. Gene Ontology annotation, molecular function: endonuclease activity; DNA binding. The coding region runs from base 72 to 593 and encodes 173 amino acids. The record is from RefSeq and is a predicted model, not a curated record.